Molecule: messenger RNA, 1840 nt
Organism: Centruroides sculpturatus (bark scorpion)
Lineage: Eukaryota; Metazoa; Arthropoda; Arachnida; Scorpiones; Buthidae
Gene: Cox10
Product: protoheme IX farnesyltransferase, mitochondrial-like
Exons: 7
Coding region: 156-1739 (527 amino acids)
Biological process (GO): heme biosynthetic process
Cellular component (GO): membrane; mitochondrion
Molecular function (GO): protoheme IX farnesyltransferase activity
Source: RefSeq, a predicted model, not a curated record
UUUAAAUUACUAUUACUUCUGAUUUUUAAUAUGAUAAACUAUUUGCUAAGAAAGACUGGCGGGAAGAAAAUAGACGCGGUUACUUAUAUUACGAUAUAUAAUGUAAUUUUAUGUACCGGUACCCGAUACCACAUUAUAUUAUGCUAAGACAUUAAAUGCCAGCAAAUGUAUAUUGCCUACGUGUGUUUACAUACCUAUGCACGGGUAUAUUUAAAAUAUGGAAGAAAAUUUUAACAACAGAUUUCAAGAAUUUAUAUAUCAUGCUUUACAUUACUGUGCCUUUGAGAAGCUUCACCAUUUUGAAAAGAAAGGGAAGCUUUACAUAUUUGAAAUUUUUGUCAUAUAUUAAGAUACAAAAUUACGCUGUUAAAAUACCAAAUUUGGCUACAAGUACAAAAAACAAAUUAGUUUCAUCUGUUACAGUGUCACCUCCUGAAGUUUUGGGAAAUGAACAUUCUGAAAGCUUUGUUCAUAAAGAAAAUGAUUCUGUUAUAGACACUGCCACCGAGAAGCGAAAUCCUAUAAUAAGCAAGCAAAUGUCUGAUAAUUCUAGAGCAAUAAACAAGAAAUCUAAUAUUACAUUUUCUUUAGGAACAGAUAUUUAUAAAGAACUUAGCUAUAUAAUUAAUAGUGUUGACUCAAAACCUCUUAUAUUUAUUUCAAAACAUAAGAAAAUUAUAGAUUUAGAAAAAGUAUCAAAGAAUAGUUUCCUUCAAAAUAAUGGUUGUGUUUUAUCAACUGAAGACACCUAUUCUUUAGAAUAUGAUAAUUUAUUAAAGGAGAAUGAUUUGAAACGGAAAUUUACUCUUGUUAAUGCCUUAAAUCCAAAUGUUCUAGAAUGGCAAGAACAAGUAUUGACUUUGAAAUGGCUUCCUCACUAUUAUAUGAAAUUAUCAAAGAUACGUUUAACAGGUUUAGUGGUUAUAACAACUUUAGCUGGUUACAUCAUGGCACCUAAUCCAAUAGAUGUUUCUACAGCAUUGAUGAUGAUUAUAGGAACUGGAUUAACAUCUUGUGCUGCUAAUGCAAUAAAUCAAUUUCUUGAAAUUCCAUAUGAUUCACAAAUGGCUAGAACAAAACAUAGAGUCCUUGUCAAAAGUCUUAUCAGCCCUCUUCAUGCUGUAUCAUUUGCUACAAUCAGUGCAAUAUGUGGAUUAUUCGUUCUUUAUUCCGGAAUAAAUGAAUUGACAGCAGCACUCGGUGCAAUAAAUUUAGUUCUUUAUACAUCAGUAUAUACACCUUUGAAAAGAUACAGCAUCCUUAAUACUUGGGUAGGAUCCAUUGUUGGAGCAAUACCGCCUGUGAUGGGAUGGGCUGCUUGCACCGGAAGUAUAGAUGCAGGUGCUCUUAUAAUGGCUGCAAUCCUUUACUCUUGGCAAUUUCCUCACUUUAAUGCGUUGUCGUGGAAUCUUAGACAAGAUUAUUCACGCGCAGGAUAUCGCAUGAUGUCCGUAACAAAUCCGGAUCUAUGCCGUCGAACUGCCCUUCGCCACAGUUGCGCAAUAGUAUUGUAUUCCCUAUCGGCACCAUAUUUCGAUCUCACCACCUGGACUUUUGCCAUAGAUUCAUUACCUUUAAAUUUAUAUCUCGUAUACAGUUCUUGGAAGUUUUAUCAAGAAGCCGACAGUAAUCGUUCGAGGAAACUAUUUCGGUUAAGUUUAAUUCAUUUACCUGGUUUAAUUUUAUUGAUGUUUAUAAGUAAAAAGUUUGUUAGAAAGGAUGAAAAAGAUGCAAGAUAAAAGACUUUUCGAUAUUUUAUUUUAGUGGCAAGAAACUGUUGGAAUAGUGAUUGACAAUUUUUAUUGUAUAUAUUCAUGUACAUAUUAAAUAAUGAUUGAAA